CUGACCAACCUCCUGUCCCCCGCAGGGUGAGCUCGGACCGGAGGAAGGAGAAGUCCAGGGAUGCAGCGCGGAGCCGGCGUGGGAAGGAGUCUGAGGUUUUCUACGAGCUGGCCCAGGAGCUGCCCCUGCCCCACAGCGUCAGCUCCAGCCUGGACAAGGCCUCCAUCAUGAGGCUCAUCAUCAGCUACCUGCGCAUGUCUCUCUCUCUCUCUGCAGUUUGACCUGACUGGAUACAGUGUGUUUGACUUCAUUCAUCCCUGUGACCAGGAAGAGCUGAGGGAGAUGCUGGUGCACAAAACAGGCUCUAAAAAGACCAAGGAACCAAACACAGCACGCAGCUUCUUCCUCCGAAUGAAAUGCACUCUCACAAGCAGGGGCCGCACUGUGAAUGUCAAAUCAGCUGCAUGGAAGGUGCUCCACUGCUCUGGUCAUGUCCGUGUGUAUGACGGCUGCACUGAGGAGACUCCCAACGGGCACAAGGAGCCCACAGUCCCCUACCUGGUUCUGAUCUGCGACCCCAUCCAACACCCCUCCAACAUCGAGGUCCCUCUGGACACCAAGACAUUUCUCAGCCGCCACACAAUGGACAUGAAGUUCACCUAUUGUGACGAGAGGAUCACUGAGCUGAUGGGUUAUGACCCGGACGACCUGUUGAACCGCUCUGUGUAUGAGUACUAUCACGCUAUGGACUCAGACCAUCUUACCAAGACUCACCACAACUUGUUUGCAAAGGGCCAGGUAAGCACAGGCCAGUACCGGAUGUUGGCUAAAAGAGGCGGCUUUGUGUGGGUGGAAACACAAGCCACUGUCAUCUACAACAACAAGAACUCUCAGCCACAGUGCAUCGUCUGCCUCAACUUUGUGCUCAGUGGCAUCCAGGACGAGAAACUGGUCCUGUCUCUGGAGCAGAUGGAGGAUGUGAAGCCAGUGGACCAGGAGGAGGAGGAGGAGCAGCAGGAGGAAGUGAAGGCUGUGGUGGAGAUCAGGGAGUUGGACAUGUCCCCAGCCCUGAAGGAGGUGGAGGAGAAAGGCCCAGAGCUGGAUGUGAUCAAACUGUUCACUCAGGCGGCAGAGGCCCAGCCGUUUGUGAGCCUGUACGACCAGCUGAAGGAGGAGCCGGAGGCCCUCAACCUGCUGGCCCCGGCUGCCGGAGACGCCAUCAUCUCCCUGGACUUCAGCUGCCCUGGUUCGUGGCCUCAUUUACACACAAACACACUCUAACCCCUCGUCCACACC
This is a messenger RNA of Notothenia coriiceps (black rockcod), 1236 nucleotides long. It is a transcript of the gene hif1aa, whose product is annotated as hypoxia inducible factor 1 subunit alpha a. The record is from RefSeq and is a predicted model, not a curated record. Gene Ontology annotation, biological process: regulation of transcription by RNA polymerase II; cellular response to hypoxia. Gene Ontology annotation, molecular function: DNA-binding transcription factor activity, RNA polymerase II-specific; RNA polymerase II transcription regulatory region sequence-specific DNA binding. NCBI's taxonomy places the organism in Eukaryota, Metazoa, Chordata, Actinopteri, Perciformes, Nototheniidae. The transcript has 7 exons.